AGCCAUGUUUAGAGGCACUUAAAGGACAAGCAUCCCAGGUUCUUUCUUUCUGGUAAUUUGGAGAAGCCAUCACACCGGAUCCUUUUUUCACCUCCAGCCCAUGUGGACUGAGCAGCCAAGGCCUGACAGAGAAACCUUUCUACUUAUUGCAGUGCCUAAUUUUCUCAGUAAUACUGAAAGAAGCAAAAAAGUUAUAAGCAUCCCCAAGUUGCAAGAGAAGCAAGAGUCAGAGUGGUCACACGUUUCCUAGUAAUGAGCAGGUUGGCAACGUUGCAAGUCGCAUCAUACAACAUGUUGAGAUUAAGGCUCUCAUCCACAUUCUCCAUGGGAUUUCAUCUGUUAGCUAUUGUGGCUCUCCUGUUUUUCCAUGUGGACCAUAUAAGUGCUGAGACAGAAAUGGAAGGAGAAGGAAAUGAAACUGAGUGUACUGGCUCAUAUUACUGUAAGAAAGGGGUGAUCUUGCCCAUUUGGGAACCCCAAGAUCCUUCUUUUGGGGACAAGAUUGCUAGAGCUACUGUAUACUUUGUGGCCAUGGUCUACAUGUUUCUCGGAGUCUCUAUCAUAGCUGACAGGUUCAUGUCCUCAAUAGAAGUCAUUACAUCUCAAGAAAAAGAAAUUACCAUCAAAAAGCCCAAUGGAGAGACCACCAAGACUACUGUGAGGAUCUGGAAUGAGACCGUUUCUAACUUGACCCUGAUGGCCCUGGGAUCUUCUGCUCCGGAGAUUCUGCUUUCGGUCAUCGAAGUGUGUGGCCAUAACUUCACUGCAGGAGACCUAGGUCCUAGCACCAUUGUGGGAAGUGCUGCCUUCAACAUGUUCAUCAUCAUUGCGCUCUGUGUUUACGUGGUCCCAGAUGGAGAGACCAGGAAGAUUAAGCACCUGCGCGUAUUCUUCGUGACUGCAGCCUGGAGCAUAUUUGCCUAUACUUGGCUCUACAUCAUCUUGUCUGUUAUCUCGCCUGGUGUUGUGGAGGUUUGGGAAGGUUUACUCACUUUCUUCUUUUUUCCCAUCUGUGUGGUGUUCGCUUGGGUAGCAGAUAGGAGGCUUCUGUUUUACAAGUAUGUCUACAAAAGGUAUCGGGCUGGUAAGCAGAGGGGAAUGAUCAUUGAACACGAAGGAGACAGGCCGUCUUCCAAGACUGAAAUUGAAAUGGAUGGGAAAGUGGUCAACUCUCAUGUUGACAAUUUCUUAGAUGGCGCUCUGGUUCUGGAGGUGGAUGAGAGAGACCAAGAUGAUGAAGAGGCUAGACGAGAAAUGGCUAGGAUUCUGAAGGAACUGAAGCAGAAGCAUCCAGAGAAGGAAAUAGAGCAAUUAAUAGAGUUAGCAAACUACCAGGUCCUAAGUCAACAGCAAAAGAGUCGAGCCUUUUACCGCAUACAGGCUACUCGCCUGAUGACUGGAGCUGGCAACAUUUUAAAGAGGCAUGCCGCUGACCAAGCUCGGAAGGCUGUCAGCAUGCAUGAGGUCAACACGGAAGUGGCUGAAAAUGAUCCAGUUAGCAAGAUCUUCUUUGAACAAGGGACCUACCAGUGUCUGGAGAACUGUGGUACUGUGGCCCUGACCAUUAUCCGUCGAGGGGGUGAUUUGACCAACACUGUGUUCGUUGACUUCAGAACAGAGGAUGGGACAGCCAAUGCUGGGUCUGACUAUGAAUUUACUGAAGGGACUGUGGUCUUCAAGCCUGGGGAGACCCAGAAGGAAAUUCGAGUCGGCAUCAUUGAUGAUGAUAUCUUUGAGGAAGAUGAAAAUUUCCUUGUGCACCUCAGCAAUGUCAAAGUAUCUUUGGAAACUUCUGAAGAUGGCAUACUGGAAGCCAAUCAUGUCUCUACCUUUGCCUGCCUGGGAUCCCCUUGCACUGCCACAGUAACUAUUUUUGAUGAUGACCAUGCAGGCAUCUUUACCUUUGAGGAAGCUGUGACCCACGUGAGUGAGAGCAUUGGCAUCAUGGAGGUGAAAGUGUUGAGAACAUCUGGAGCCCGAGGAAAUGUUAUUGUUCCCUAUAAAACCAUUGAAGGAACUGCCAGAGGUGGAGGGGAGGACUUUGAGGACACUUGUGGAGAACUCGAGUUCCAGAACGACGAGAUUGUGAAGAUCAUUACCAUUAGAAUAUUUGACCGUGAGGAAUAUGAGAAAGAGUGCAGUUUCUCCCUUGUGCUUGAGGAACCAAAAUGGAUAAGAAGAGGAAUGAAAGGUGGCUUCACAAUUACAGGAAAAUACCUGUGUGGCCAACCUGUCUUCAGGAAAGUUCAUGCUAGAGAUCAUCCUAUUCCCUCUACCGUAAUCACCAUUGCAGAUGAAUAUGAUGACAGACAGCCACUGACCAGCAAAGAGGAAGAGGAGAGGCGCAUUGCAGAAAUGGGGCGCCCUAUCUUGGGAGAACACACCAAGUUAGAAGUGAUCAUUGAAGAAUCCUAUGAGUUCAAGAGUACUGUGGAUAAACUCAUUAAGAAGACAAACCUGGCCCUUGUGGUUGGCACAAACAGCUGGAGGGAACAGUUCAUUGAAGCGAUCACGGUCAGUGCUGGAGAAGAUGACGAUGAUGACGAAUGUGGGGAGGAAAAGCUGCCCUCCUGUUUCGAUUACGUGAUGCACUUUCUGACCGUGUUCUGGAAGGUCCUCUUUGCCUUCGUCCCCCCUACAGAAUACUGGAAUGGCUGGGCCUGUUUCAUCGUCUCCAUCCUCAUGAUUGGCCUGCUGACAGCUUUCAUUGGCGACCUGGCUUCCCACUUUGGAUGCACCAUUGGCCUGAAAGAUUCCGUGACUGCAGUGGUGUUUGUCGCACUUGGAACUUCAGUGCCAGACACCUUUGCCAGCAAAGUGGCAGCCACCCAGGACCAGUAUGCUGAUGCCUCCAUAGGUAACGUCACUGGCAGCAAUGCUGUGAAUGUUUUCCUGGGAAUCGGCGUGGCUUGGUCCAUUGCCGCCAUCUACCACGCAGCCAAUGGGGAACAGUUCAAAGUGUCCCCUGGCACGUUGGCUUUCUCUGUCACUCUCUUCACCAUUUUUGCUUUCAUCAAUGUGGGAGUGCUGCUGUAUCGGCGGAGGCCAGAAAUUGGAGGUGAGCUAGGCGGGCCCCGGACUGCCAAGCUCUUGACAUCCUGCCUCUUUGUGCUCCUGUGGCUCUUGUACAUUUUCUUCUCUUCCCUGGAGGCCUACUGCCACAUAAAAGGCUUCUAAAGGAACAACCAGAUCUAGCAAAUUUAUAUAUAUAUAUAUAUACAUAUAUACAUAUAUACAUAAAAAUUAUGUAUAAUGAACAGAGGAAACUGACAUUUGUCAUGUUCACUUACCUGCUGAUGGAAUCCAGCUUCAAGAGCAUACUCUGUACUAGGGCCGAAGUAAGAAACCAUCACCUUGCAUUCCUGGGGCAUCUUCAUGUUGAACAAGGCAAGGCGGCAGGCUCAGUGACUGCAGCACAGCCUACAAGGGCUGUACUCUCCAGGUUGAUAAAUUGCUAAGGCCUUGAUAUGUUUUCUUGUUUUCUGAUGUUGUUUUCAGUGCAGUUUGGGAGGUGGUUGACACUUGGCUUUUGUUUUUCAUUCUAUUUCAUUUUGUUUUCUUGGAAGGCUCAGGAUUUUGCUUCUCCUUUGGAAAGCGAUGGCCCAUCCAAAUGUAAAUGAGUUUUUGAUUUUUUUUUUGAGAAAAAUGUAGUCAUUAAGAUCUCCCUCACCUCCCCCCAAAUACUUAAAAAGUUAUUUUGGUUUAAGAAAGGAUCUGAGCAUGGAAAAAGAAAAGAAGCAUAUGUUUUCUGUUUCCAAAGUCUAUGCUUGUCUCCAGAAAGUAAGCCUACGCUAGGCUGCCUCCAAGAAACAUCAUGGGAGCUAGAAUGGAGCCAGGAAUACUGAUGUUUCUAUAAGUAGCUUGGUAUUUAAAGCUAUUAUGCCUGGCAUUCUUGUUCAACAGGUACAGUGUGAAUGUGCCUAGAUUGCCAAGAACAUAUAAAAUCAUUUGUUUCUUCUUUCUCUAGGUCUAGAUUAUGAUUAUCAAGGCCCUUAUAUUCCAGCCCAGCUAACCCUGCAGGUGUCCCAUCCCAACCCUUCUCCUCCUACUGUUCACUCACCCCAACAUGCAAACAGGAAGAAUAUUCUAUUCAAAAAGCACAUCUUCCUUUUCCAUUUGCAUCCAUGUUUCCCAACCCCAUGUUGCUCUUGCCUGGGCUUGUCUGUCAGUUUUAUUUUCAAAGGCAUCCAUGGCUUGCACAAUCCUGUUUCAGUCAUGACUAAACAUUCACUGUCAUUUUCAUGUGCCUGUUUGGGAAUGUUGUUGUGACCUGUUACACCAUGCAUGGAUGAAAAACAAAACAAAGCAUAUCUGUAUAUAAUAGAGUAUAGCAUAUAUUGUGCUCCCAUUCAGCAAUGUUGAUUGGACAUUGAAGACCUAAGUGAGUUUGUGUUUCACCUCAGUUGUUACUUUGAUUUUGUUACUGAGUUUGAUUAUUAUUUAGAGAUAGGAGCAGAAAAUGGCUUGUGCAUCUGCGCAUUCAUUCCUAAGAAGCAAUAACCAUCACAUGUGGAAGAAGUUAAAGUUAUUAAGAGAGUAGCUAGAAAACUAUAAGGAUCUUCACAGAGAACCAGCUUUGUGGAACACAUCUGGGGCAUCUAAGAAUCACUGGUUAGUUCCAUAAGGCCAAAGAGAAAGGUGUUGUAGAGAAGUAGAUGCAUUAGAUGUGCCUGGGCUUCCAAAGCUGCGGUUUCCACAGGCCUCAUCUCAUCUCUCCCUUCCCCGAUCCCUCUGCCCUCAAUAUUUAUUGCCUAUCUGCUCUGUCUGGCACAGACAGUAGAUACUAAAAGUUUGUUCCAUUUAUUUUUUUAUGUAAAAGGCUAUUUUUGAGCCUGUUUUCCCCUUGCCUUUCUCAUGCAGACUCCUCUAGCCAUAGUUCCUGAAUCAGAAAGAAGUUAUAGCAUAGCCAAGGGAGAUUUCUCCUCUACACAGGACUAAAAAGGGGGCAAUGAAAGAAGAUCAGCACCUCCCAGGAGCAUAGGAAUGACUAUAUCACAAAAUACCAAAGAGUGUGGAUAAACUCACAUUUCAAAGUAGUAACUCCACUAGUAAAAGAUUUCAGUCGCCUCCACCAGAGUUCUGUCUCUAAGGAACCCCAUGCUGGACCCAACCUUAUCCUUCUGUUGAUUCAUACUUAGUAAAUAACUGUUCCUAAAACAUAUUUCCUUUUCAUCCAUUCAGUAAUCCUGAUCCUCCAUGAUGUAACAGAUACCUAGUUAAUGAAUGAAUAACUAAAUGGUUACUCAUUCAAUAUGCCAGGUGGAAUGCUGCCUCCUUAUAACUAACCCAUAAACAAGAUGGCCCAGAUCCCUGUCCUCAGGAGAGUUACAGUUACAAUGAUUGCUAUUUCCAUUUGGAAAAGUUAACAUAACCAUGCAGAGACAAUCAUGCCUUGCUAGGGAAAACACAAUUAUUAAACCCUUUUAGCAGAAAAUACUCUUAAACCAUACCAGUGUCCAAAUGUCCAAGAUUUUCUUUAGCUAAGAGCAUGACCAAGUUACAGAUAUGUCCAUGUCCCCCUUUUAAGCCCAGAAGAGCAGUCUUUCUAGUGAUCCAAACCAUGGAGAAGGCCAAGUCGGUUGCUAAUCUGACAACGUGACUUCUCAACCCACAAAUCCUCUCUCUUGGAGACCCACAUCUGCAGUUGGAGUGGCCAGUGGCCCAACAGACUGGUGACCUAACUCCUAACUCCUGUGAGGCACAUUCUAAUACAACUUUUUGAUGUUUACUAAAUGGAAAGCUAGCCUAGAAAUACCAAGUAAGUUGUUUAAACAUUAGAGUCAGUACUCACUUUUAGCCACAUUUGGAAUGUCAACAAUCCCAUAGCAAAUUACCAUGGAGGACUCAAAAAAAAAAUUUUUUUUGCUGUUGGUCAAUUUCAAUUUCAAAGUUUUUUGUUCUUUUGCUUUUUAAGUUUUUGUGCUAUAGAAAUAAUGAUUGUGGUUAUUCAGGGCUAGUAUUAAUUAUACUACUUGUGUAUAAUUAUUUUGUGUGUGUUGUGCACAGUUUUAAGGGAUGGGUAAGUGCACUACUUAUGUUGUCCUUUACAAAUGGAACACAUUAUUGACAAAUAAAGUUUCUAAUCCUUUGAUUUAAUCGUUAGUACUGCAGCACAUUGUAUAUGGCAUGUUUUCUCUCUUCUCAUCAUCAUCCAUUUCAUUUUUUUUUUGUUUUCAUGUUUUGAAGAAAUAAAGACCAAAAAGGUAUUUAUUGUACAAUUGGUAUCCUCAUCAAAAAGGAAGAACCAACCCCGUAAUUCAGACUUUUGAAAAUGUAAAGCCUUUGGACCUAGAAUGUUCUUGUUUUAAUGUCCCAGGAGAGCAUAGUACCAGAAGUUUUUCUAUCCUAACAUGUUAAAAUAAAUGUAGGAUGCCACUA
This is a messenger RNA of Ochotona princeps (American pika), 6378 nucleotides long. It is a transcript of the gene SLC8A1, whose product is annotated as solute carrier family 8 member A1. Gene Ontology annotation, cellular component: postsynapse; axon; sarcolemma. The record is from RefSeq and is a predicted model, not a curated record. Gene Ontology annotation, biological process: calcium ion import across plasma membrane; cell communication; sodium ion transmembrane transport. Gene Ontology annotation, molecular function: calcium:sodium antiporter activity. The coding region runs from base 253 to 3177 and encodes 974 amino acids. The transcript has 11 exons. Lineage: Eukaryota; Metazoa; Chordata; Mammalia; Lagomorpha; Ochotonidae.